AUGUCUUUUUUCAGCUCGAACCGCUUCCUGCUGACUGUCCUCGUCAUAAGUUUGGGAACGGCGUGCAUGACAGUUCCCGUCCUUCUCAGCAGAGUCAAAGACGCGGCGAGGGCGCCACCACCAGACCCUCCACCGCCGGCCAAGCGUCUUCAAAAGGAUUCCGAGAACUCGCUCAAGCUCGAGACGCUGCGCACCCUGGCAGACGGGUACAGCUACGACCUCCGCACGUCGGCUAUUAAGAUCGUCGCGAGUCGCACGGUCCGGUCGCGCACCAGGCAUCUAUUACUGCGCGACCUGGCCAGCGCGGACGAAACCCGUCGCGAGAACGCCCUCCAUGCGCUGCGCAUGCUGCUCACGCACCCGGCGCUCAGCGACACGAUCUGCAGCCACUUCAGGGACCCCAAGACCGUGAGGGCCAUCGUUCUGGGCCUGAUCAACGUGCUGCCUCAGCAUAAAGUCCCUGGCAAAGAGGUGCCCCUCGACUGGCACACUAAGCAGUGGGUCGAGAAGAUGCCGCCCCCGUCGCCCAUCCGUCCCCUGGACCGCCCGGCGCACGAGGCGCAACUGCUGGAGAUCUUCACCGUUGUGGUCCACAGCCUCUCGCGGCGGGACACCAGGUACACGGCCGUCAUGGACGCCGCCUUGGAUGCAGGGCUGGUCACCAAAUGGCUGGCAAAUUAUCCCUUCCCGUGCUCUUCACCGGACAACUCCGAACUCAACUUCCGCCGAUACGACGUGACCAGGUUAUUCGACCGUAAUACCUGGCUGUCCGAUGAUCUUCUCAUGGGUGAUGUGAUCCUGGUGGUCAUGCAGUAUCCUCCCGCGAGGAGACAGAUGCGCGAGGCUGGGUUGACCGCGAGCAGUUAUAGAGAGGACAUCUUUACGAGCGGGCCCGACCGGGGUCUGUGGUGGAAUCAGGGCGCGGGAGAUCGCGAUCGCGACUGGCAAGAUGAGGACGAAGAUGCGAACGAGGACAACGACGUGAGAAUGGUCAAUGGCGAGGACACUGCAGGGCUGGCUCCUCCUGGAAACGGUUCUGUGGGCCAUCACGACAACAUCACCACGCUUUGGGACGAGCCUUCACGCCCGACGACUACGAGGGCUGCCGCGCGACUACGGUCGGCUGAGCGGAGUCAAGAAGAGGAGCACUUGAGAAGGCGGCACAGGGAAGCCAUCGUCGUCGCCGAGCGCGGCACCCCGCUGAGCAGGGAAAAUAUUUUGCAAAGAGCUAACAGCGAGAUUUUGCAGCCCAUGAACGGCGUCAGCGAGGUCGAGAGGGAGUUGAACGGGCUGUUGAACCUGUCUGGGUCCUCGAGGGAUGCUCGGCGGGAUGAGGAUGCUUCGGAGCUACCUCACGCAGUCGACUCGGCCGCUGUUGACGCCACCCCGGCUUCCGAUGGCGAGGGUCAAGUGGACAAAGAAGAGAACGAUGGGGGGGAGGACGAAGGAGAAGAAGAAGAGGAAGAGGAAGACGAGGACGGGGAGGAGACGAAUCGCGCUCAACGGCGGCACCGUGAGAUCGAGCAAUUGAUCGAGCAUGACCCAGAGAUACAGGGCACGAACGAACUGCAGUCCAAGCAGCAGCAGAGCGAGUCGAGCGAGGAGAUCGCGGCGAGUGCUAUUUCUACGAUGGAAGAUGACGAUGGUCCGAAAGAACACCAAGACUCGUCGUGA
Fonsecaea monophora is the source of this 1674-nucleotide messenger RNA. RefSeq lists its product as hypothetical. The transcript has a single exon. NCBI's taxonomy places the organism in Eukaryota, Fungi, Ascomycota, Eurotiomycetes, Chaetothyriales, Herpotrichiellaceae. The record is from RefSeq and is a predicted model, not a curated record. The coding region runs from base 1 to 1674 and encodes 557 amino acids.